Messenger RNA from Nezara viridula (southern green stink bug), 2808 nucleotides. The record is from the annotation of a GenBank genome assembly. Lineage: Eukaryota; Metazoa; Arthropoda; Insecta; Hemiptera; Pentatomidae.
AUGGUGAAACACAAGAAGAAAAAUCUCGCCGAGCGAGUAAAUCUAAAAACAAAUAUAAAAAGAAGUUCAAAUCCCUUUGAAGUUCAUGUGAACAAACAAAAGUUUAAUGUAUUGGGCAGGCAAUUAAAAACAGACAAGGGUUUACCGGGAGUUUCAAAGGCUAAAGCUCUUAAAAAGAGAAAGGCAACUCUUCUACAAGAAUACAAAGUCUUAAAUAAAAACAACAAAUUUUUUGACAGAAGAAUAGGUGAAAAAAAUUCAGCAAUGACAGCAGAAGAUAAGAUCAUUGCCCGAUUCAGUGCUGAAAGAAUGAAAGCUCAUAAACGGAAAGCUAUAUUUAAUCUUGCUGAUGAUGAAGUUUUGACACAUAAAGGUCAAUCAAUUGCUGAAAUUGAAAACUUUGAAGAUCCCAUAGUAAGUGAUGAUGAAGAUUAUAACGAAUCCAAAGGAUUAGAUGCUAAUUUUGUGGAGGAAGCCAAUUUUGGAGGAGGUACUCUAAGAGAAAGCAAAACAUCUAGAGCUGCAAUAAUAGAUCAACUUAUUGCUGAAAGUAAGAAGAGGAAAGCUGAGAGACAAAUGGCUAAAGAAAAAACUUUACAAAAAACUGAAGAGUUGGAUGCUGAAUGGAAGGAGCUUCUUCCUUACGUCAAUAUGGGGAAACAGGAAGAUUUAGUAGAUAAGAAAGACUCUUAUGAUGUACUGAUGAAUGAACUAAAGUUUGAGCCGAGAGGAACGCCUAGUAAUAAACUUAAGAGUGAAGCUGAGAUCGCUGAAGAAGAAGCUAAUAAAUUAAGAGAGUUGGAAGAAGAAAGAUUAAGGCGUAUGCGUGGUGAGGAACCUAAUAGUACCCAGAAAAAACAACACCGGAGCGCAGAUGAUCUUGAUGAUGGUUUAGAUAUAGAAGAAGAGAGUUUUGAACUGACUUAUGAUAAAGAUGGCAAUCCUAUUGGCUUGGACAAACUUAAUGAUAAUGAAGUUAUUGGAAAGAAAAAGGAAGCACCUGACUUUGGGAGCGAUGAAGAAAAUGAAAGUGACGAGGAAAGUGGUGAAGAUAACGAUAGUGCUGAAGAAGAAGAUGAUCCAAAAGAUUCAGAAAAUGCUGAUAUCAAAGACCCUGAAAAAGAUGAAGAGAAUAAUGAAGAUAGUAGUGGGGACGAAUCUGAUAAUCUAUCUGAUCUUCAAGUUACAGACGAUGCAGAGGAAAAAAUAGAAGUCGACAGUGAAGAUGAAAUAGAAAAUGAGAGUUUUUCGAAAAAUGAAUCAAAUAAAAUUUCUCAAUCAGAAGGAAACUCGGGCCUAGAAGUUAAGAAAAAGAAUAAAAAAUCCACUAAGGAUAAGUUAAAUGACAAGGAUAAUUCAACAGAACUAGAGGAUUGUAAGGAAGUUGAAACAAACCUUGAAGACUUGGAAAAUAAAAUCAAAGAGAAGAAGAAAGUGAGUUUUAGUAAAGAUGUAACUCUUGUGACUUAUAAGAAAGAACAUUCAGAUUCUACCGCCUUGGGGGAGAAUGAUGCAGAAAGUGAUAAACUGAAAAAAAUGCAAGAUAAAUACAGUGAUAUUCCAUACGCCAUUGAAGCUCCAGGCGAUUAUGAAGAACUUACUGAACUUUUUAAAGACAGGACCCCGGAACAACAAACUGUAAUUGUUGAAAGGAUAAUUAAAUGUAAUCAUCCAAGUUUAAAUGAAAAAAAUAAAGAAAAACUUGAAAAUCUGUUUGCAUUAUUGAUGCAGCAUUUAAACGAUGCUAGUGAAUCUGAAGCCUGGGAUAUUCUUAAUCUUUUAGCUCCACAGCUUUUUGUUCUGACUCAGUUUUCACCGAAUAAUGCUGCAUUCUGUCUUGGUGAAGUCAUUAAUGAAAAGCAUAGUGACUUCUUGAAGAAAAAACAUAAAUAUCCUUCUCAGGAAACAUAUUUAUUUCUGAAACUGGUGCCUCUACUAUUCCCGACAUCCGACAAGCGUCAUCAGGUUACCACUCCUUCAUUUAUUUUCUUAUGUGAAAUGUUACGCUAUUGCAACGUGACAACUAGAAGAACUAUCUCUGCGGGCUUGUUUCUUGUUUCGUUGGUUACUGAGUAUAUUUGGCUGUCCAAAAGAGUUAUGCCAGAAGCACUUAACUUCUUAUCAGGUGUGAUUUGUAUGGCUUCACCGUUGUCUGAUCUUCCGGUUCUCUCUCCUUUCAAAAAAGAACACAAAUUUCUGUUUCUCCAAAAAUCUGCAGCAGGCCUUAAGGUGGAUUUGACUAUGUCUGCAUCUGAUUUCAUGCUGAAGGGACCAAAAAUUGAUGAUGAAUUUAGGGUCAGAAGUAUUUAUUGCGCUUUGAAAUUGUUACAUUUAUUAGCUGAAAGUUAUGAAGAAAUAGCUGAAAGUAAACUCUUGUUCAAACCAAUUAUGAACCAUUUGGAUUUCUUUGAAAUAAAAAAUUACCCAUCUUCUGUAAGAGAAGCAUAUUAUCAAUUGAUAGAAAUUCUGGUAAGAAUAAACAAUAAAGAAAUGGUUCCAUUGAUGCUAGAAGCCAAAAAACCAAAAGCUCUUCGGUUAUAUGAACCAUCAAUUCAGCCAGUGUAUGAAUACCAAAAGAAGAAAUUAGUCGGUGAAAAAGCAGAACAUACAAAACUGUUGUAUAAGUACAAGAAGGAGAUGAAAGGUGCGUUAAGAGAAAUUAGAAGAGACAGGUCCUUCAUUGCUAAUGUCAAGUUCAAGGAACAGGCUGCCAGUGAUGCUGAGCGAAAGAGAAAGGUUCAAGAAAUUUAUUCUUGGGGUGCUCAACAGGAAAGUGAGUUCAAGAAAUUAAAAAGGAAAAAGAAGUAA